Messenger RNA from Pyricularia grisea, 201 nucleotides. RefSeq lists its product as uncharacterized. Bases 1 to 201 code for a protein of 66 amino acids. The transcript has a single exon. Lineage: Eukaryota; Fungi; Ascomycota; Sordariomycetes; Magnaporthales; Pyriculariaceae. The record is from RefSeq and is a predicted model, not a curated record.
AUGCGUCCAGUGGAGAACUGGGAUAAGAAGCGAGUUGAGGGUUCAAAAGUGCAAAAAUGCGUUUUUGAUCGCGCCCUUGGCUACAUGCACCAAGUCGGCGUUGGCUUACUUUGGAUCGACGCCCACUGUAUCCGCCAAGGUGCAGAUGAUUGCGAUGACCAAUCGAGAAGCGGAAAGCCCUGCUACAGCUUGCAGCAAUGA